GAAAUUACCCGCAGUCAAUAGGAGGUGCUAUCUACAACAUUGACGCAUUGAAUGCCACCAACACCAUCCACAACGGUAACUUUAUCAAAUACGAUAAUGUGAUCCUGUCAUCUUUCACAGGAGGUGCUAUCUACAACAUUGACGCAUUGAAUGCCACCAACACCAUCCACAACGUUAACUUUAUCAAAUACGAUAAU
This is a messenger RNA of Sphaeroforma arctica JP610, 197 nucleotides long. RefSeq lists its product as hypothetical. The transcript has a single exon. The annotation marks the transcript as partial. The record is from RefSeq and is a predicted model, not a curated record. Lineage: Eukaryota; Ichthyosporea; Ichthyophonida.